AUUUCCCAUAAUGCAGUCGGGGCGGCUCGUUUCCGGUCCUGCGCCGUUUCUGGAGCGGAUUGGAACCCGGAGUCAGGAUUUGGUAAAUGAAGGGGUUUUGCAGAAAAGGUUGGCAUAAUGGCUGAACAGACACCAGAUGAGUUCAUCUGGUGCGAGGACUGUGGCCAGUACCAUGACUCUGAGUGUCCUGAACUUGGGCCGGUGGUGACUGUCCAGGACUCCUUCGUCCUCAGCCGAGCUCGCUCGUCUCUUCCAGACAGCCUGGAGAUCAGAGAGGUGGGAAAUGGCGAGGAGGGGGUGUUUGUCCUGCACCGGCUGGUCAAGAGGACUCGGUUUGGGCCCUUUGAAGCAAAGAGGGUUCCCCACCUGGAGAAGGAAGGAGCGUUCCCCCUGAAGAUCUUCAAGAAGGACGGUGUGGUGGUGUGUUUUGACUCCAGCAGUGAGGAGGACUGUAACUGGAUGAUGCUGGUGCGACCUGCCAGUGACCACAAGCAUCAGAAUCUGACGGCUUACCAGCAGGAUGACGAAGUGUUCUUCAACACCUCCCAGGAUGUGCUGCCAGGAACAGAGCUGAGAGUCUGGUAUGGAGCGUUCUACGCCAAGAAGAUGGAGAAGCCCAUGUUGAAACCCCCACUUCAGCCACCGCUGCCUCCACCAGAUGUGACGGCUCCAUCUGCUAAAUCUGAGAUCUCAGAGAAAAGUGGAGCCCAGCUGCCUCCAGCGGCUGAAGACAGCAGCGCAGGCAACAUGCUGAGCCACCUCAACGAGGUAAAGACGGUAACGGUGCUUCCAGCAGAGCAACUCCUGCCCCAGGGGGAAUGCCUGGUUGGUCCUGAUGAGGAGGAGGGCAGCUCCCCUGCAGCGCAGCCCAGCCCCAAGAGAGGGCAUAGCCGAGGGAGGAGAGCUAAAGGACGCAGGCCCAGUGCUGCAGCUGCAGCAAGCAAAAACAGAGAUGUGAAGCCCCCACUGGUGAGCUCGGAGCCUGUAGCGUCAGAGGGGGGAGCAAGAGCAGCAGAGAACAGCAGCCCACUGAGCGCUCCAGACAGCGGGCCUGUCCUGAAGAGGCACAGAGCGAGAGAGCACAAGAAGGUCUACGCUUGCCCCCGCUGCAACAAGGUCUUCCAGAACAGCAGCAACCUCAACAGACACAUCCGAUCUCAUGGUGAUAAGCUGUUCAAGUGCGAUGAAUGUGACAAGUUGUUCAGCCGUAAGGAGAGCCUGAAGCAGCACAUCUCAUACAAGCACAGCAAGAACGUGCCUGACCAAGAGUACAAGUACAAAUGCAACACGUGUGAGAAAUCUUUUCGCCUGGAAAAUGCCUUAAAGUUCCACAACUGCCGGACAGAUGACAAGACGUUCCAGUGUGAUAUCUGCUCGCGGUUCUUCUCCACCAACAGCAACCUCUCCAAGCACAAGAAGAAGCACGGCGAGAAGCUCUACUCCUGUGAAAUCUGCAACAAGAUGUUCUACCGCAAAGACGUGAUGCAGGAGCACCACAGGAGGCACGGUUUGGGACCAAAGCACAUGAAGAGAGAGGAGCUGGAGGCCAAUGGAGAAGAAGGGACCAAGUACAGGAAGGAGCCGUCACCCUGUCCCAUUUGCAGCAAGGUGUUCUCCUGCAGGAGUAACAUGAACAAGCAUCUGUUGACUCACGGCGAUAAAAAGUACACCUGUGAGAUCUGCGGCCGCAAGUUUUUCCGUGUAGACGUCCUCCGAGACCACAUUCACGUGCACUUCAAGGACAUAGCCUUAAUGGACGAGCAGGAAAGGGAAGGCUUCAUCAAGAAGAUCGGCAUCUCAGCGGACGACAGUGACGAAACAGACGAGGACGAAGACGAAGAUGACCCAGAGCACCAUAAGUACAACUGCAAGAAAUGCCAACUGUCAUUUGCAAAAGGAAAAGAGUACCUGAAGCACAUCAUGGAGCAGCACAAGGAGAAAGCCUACGGCUGCGGGAUCUGUAACCGACGCUUUGCACUUAAAGCCACUUACAACGCUCACCUGGUCAUCCACCGAGAGCAGCUGCCCGACCCUUCGGUGCAGAAGUACAUCCAUCCAUGUGAGAUUUGUGGGCGAAUCUUCAAUAGCAUUGGAAAUCUGGAAAGGCACAAGAUCAUCCACACAGGGGUGAAGAGCCACGGCUGUGAUAAAUGCGGCAAAUCAUUUGCAAGAAAGGACAUGCUGAAGGAGCAUCUCAGGGUGCACGACGACAACCGAGAGUACCUGUGCGCCGAGUGCGGGAAAGGUAUGAAGACCAAACAUGCUCUGAGGCACCACAUGAAGCUCCACAAGGGCAUCAAAGAGUACGAGUGUAAGGAGUGUAAGCGCAAGUUCGCCCAAAAGGUCAACAUGCUGAAACACUACAAGAGACACACAGGUAUAAAGGACUUCAUGUGCGAGUUGUGUGGAAAGACUUUCAGUGAGAGGACCACACUAGAGACUCACAAGCUCAUCCACACAGUGGGUAAGACGUGGACAUGUCCCACAUGCGAUAAGAAAUAUCUGACAGAGUACAUGCUGCAGAAGCACGUCCACCUGACCCACGAAAAGGUAGAGGCCCAGUCGUGUCAUCUCUGCGGGACAAAGGUGUCCACUCGCGCUUCUAUGAACCGACACCUGCGACGCAAACACCCCGAGGUGGUGUCUGUGAGAAUCGACGAGUUUGAUGAUCUUCAGGAAAAUUUGACAAUGAAUGAUUCAUCUAUCAGCAUUGUGCAGCCCUCUCUGACCAUGGAAAAAGACGGGAUGUCUCAGGAGCGGCCCAGUCGACCUUCCCGACACCCCAAGAAGAAGCAGAGAAGCUCAGCUGAGCCGGAGCUCUCCGAGUCCGAUGAAUACGUUGAUUUCGCUGAACCAAGGCACGAAGCCAUGUCAGAAUUCAACGCCGUCAUUGUCGGUGAUGAGACUGAGACGAGCUCUGCUGUACAGAGCAUCCAGCAGGUGGUGGUUCUGACCGACCCCAGUGCUCCAUCAGCCUCCUCCCCCAACAGCUCAGUGGGACUGACCAACAUCACAGUCACGCCCAUCACCAGCCACGCCCCUGCCCAGUUUACCAGCCUGCAGCCUGUCGCCGUGGGCCACCUGACAGCCAGCGACCGGCCCCUCACACUGGACAACUCCAUCCUCACGGUCACCUUUGACACAGUCAGUGGCUCCGCUAUGCUGCACAACCGGUCUGCAGAACUCAUCCCAGAGACUGUAGGUCCUGCUGGAAGCGGGACACCCCAGUCCGUCGCCCAUUUCAUCAACCUCGCCACUCUGGUCAACCCCAUGGGCCACCAGCUAGAGGCCCCGACUCUGGCGUGGAGGCCUGUACCUGCAGCUGAGGGCAGCCAGGUCACUCCAGUGGUGGAGGGUGCACAGGGGGAGAGUCAGGAGGCCCAGAGCCAGGGCCCAGAUCCAGGCCGGCCCAGCCAGAGCCAGCCAGCCACCCCUCAGCAGCAAAGCAGUUCUGCGCAACAGAUGUUCAGCUACUGAGCAGACACUAGGGGUGCAGGUCACCUCACACAGAUACUGUUACAUAGUAGAGUAGAUUUUUAACAAACUGUACAAAGUUGUGAUCACUGUCACCCAGAUGCCUCUCCAGCCCAAUGGAAGCAAAUGGUAUUGUAAUAUUUUUUUAAUACUAAAAAGGAAAACAAAUUGACAGUUAGUGAAUCUCUUUUUGAGAAAAUGAGGAAAAAAAUGUGCAUUUAGCCACAAUCACUGACGUCUGAAACCAAAGCAACUGUUGAAUAUUCUAACACCUUACCAGCCUUGGGGGAAAAAUGCAUGUUUUCGAGAUAAACCUGCUGCUUGAACAAUGAGAUGUGGAAAUGCACCAACAUGAAAAGCAGAUGAACUUUGUGACAAAUAAAGUGAAAAUACGUUGACCACAUUAUAAUAACACAUGGUAUUUGGUGUAUUCCCUAAAGCAGCUGAGUGCUGAACAGGAUUUUUGAAUGCUGUAAACUGUAAUUAUUGUCAAACUGUCUGAAAUAAAUAUUGGCAGACAUUUUUUAAAAA
Oreochromis niloticus (Nile tilapia) is the source of this 4005-nucleotide messenger RNA. It is a transcript of the gene prdm15, whose product is annotated as PR domain containing 15. Bases 118 to 3477 code for a protein of 1119 amino acids. Lineage: Eukaryota; Metazoa; Chordata; Actinopteri; Cichliformes; Cichlidae. The record is from RefSeq and is a predicted model, not a curated record. Gene Ontology annotation, biological process: regulation of gene expression. The transcript has 24 exons. Gene Ontology annotation, cellular component: nucleus. Gene Ontology annotation, molecular function: protein binding.